CUCUGGACUUUGGUGAUGGGCUCACUGGGCCAGUGCCCCUCCCUCCCACACACAGUGUUCCUGGACUCUUGGGGACCGUGCCCUCACACCCCUGUCCCACAGGUAGCCAUCCGAGAGGCCUACGAGGCUGGUCUGAUUGGCAAGAAUGCCUGCGGCUCCGGCUACGAUUUGGACGUGUUUGUGGUGCGUGGGGCUGGGGCUUACAUCUGCGGGGAGGAGACAGCACUCAUCGAGUCCAUCGAGGGCAAGCAGGGCAAGCCCCGCCUAAAGCCUCCCUUCCCUGCAGACGUGGGAGUGUUCGGCUGCCCUACAACCGUGGCCAACGUGGAGACAGUGGCCGUGUCCCCUACCAUCUGCCGCCGAGGGGGUGUGUGGUUUGCCAGCUUUGGCCGCGAACGCAACUCAGGCACCAAGCUGUUCAACAUCUCUGGCCAUGUCAACCACCCUUGCACCGUGGAGGAGGAGAUGUCUAUACCGCUGAAGGAACUGAUUGAAAAGCACGCCGGGGGUGUCACGGGUGGCUGGGACAACCUCCUUGCUGUGAUUCCUGGCGGCUCGUCCACCCCACUGAUCCCCAAGUCCGUGUGUGAGACGGUGCUGAUGGACUUCGACGCGCUGGCGCAGGCGCAGACGGGCCUGGGCACGGCUGCCGUGAUCGUCAUGGACCGCUCGACGGAUAUCGUGAAAGCCAUCGCCCGCCUCAUCGAGUUCUACAAGCACGAGAGCUGUGGCCAGUGCACCCCAUGCCGUGAGGGUGUGGACUGGAUGAACAAGGUGAUGGCCCGCUUUGUGAAGGGGGACGCCCGGCCGGCUGAGAUCGACUCCCUGUGGGAGAUCAGCAAGCAGAUAGAGGGCCACACCAUUUGUGCCCUGGGCGACGGAGCUGCCUGGCCCGUGCAGGGCCUGAUCCGACACUUCCGGCCGGAGCUCGAGGAGCGGAUGCAGCGGUUCGCCCAGCAGCAGCAGGCCAGGCGAGCCGCUUCCUGAGCCCGCUGCGCUGGGCCGGCAUCCAUCUGCCUGGACGGCGGGACAAUAAAGCGAGUGCUGCCCGCUCGUUGCGUCUUC
Physeter macrocephalus (sperm whale) is the source of this 1065-nucleotide messenger RNA. RefSeq names its product NADH:ubiquinone oxidoreductase core subunit V1 (gene NDUFV1). The coding region runs from base 16 to 987 and encodes 323 amino acids. Lineage: Eukaryota; Metazoa; Chordata; Mammalia; Artiodactyla; Physeteridae. The record is from RefSeq and is a predicted model, not a curated record. Gene Ontology annotation, biological process: mitochondrial electron transport, NADH to ubiquinone. The transcript is spliced from 6 exons. Gene Ontology annotation, molecular function: FMN binding; NADH dehydrogenase (ubiquinone) activity; 4 iron, 4 sulfur cluster binding.